Messenger RNA from Dendronephthya gigantea, 3345 nucleotides. RefSeq lists its product as uncharacterized. Gene Ontology annotation, biological process: DNA repair; telomere maintenance. The record is from RefSeq and is a predicted model, not a curated record. NCBI's taxonomy places the organism in Eukaryota, Metazoa, Cnidaria, Anthozoa, Malacalcyonacea, Nephtheidae. The transcript has 2 exons. Gene Ontology annotation, molecular function: DNA helicase activity. The coding region runs from base 1 to 3345 and encodes 1114 amino acids.
AUGUAUGUUGAUGACAUACCAAAUGAAUUGCUGUGCUUAGAAAAGCUUGAGCAGAUUCUUCUAGCACAAAGAAUAGUUUUUGAAAAAAUUAUUGUGAUGCCAAAAGGACAGCAGAAAAAAGUAAAAGGAGCAAUAUGUAAUGUGCCUGUUGAAUGUGACCAGUCCUGUAAAAUUUUACCUCGUCCACCAGAAAGAUCUGGUAUCAUUAUGUUGAAGCUAAAAAGGAAGCUUGAAUUUAGGGGUCAUGUUUAUUUCCAGGCAGUACGCCCUCAGUUUGUUUUGAAUGCCUUAAACUGGCUUAAGGUCAACAACCCAUUGUAUCAUAACAUAACAAUUGAUAUUAGCAGUCUUGGAGAUAAUGUGACAAGUCUUCAGCAGCAACAAUGCCAUGAUGAUCUUACAACAAACAAAAAUAAUCUGUCAGAUAACAGGCAACAUCAUGUCUCAGAUCCAAAUGAUCAUGAUGAUGUUGAAGAACAGGAUGACCCAUUAAAUGAGUAUCGCCAAGCACCUAAUGAGACCUGUUUACAAUCUGUAUUACCAGAUUACCCAAUUGCAAUAACACAAAACAGUAAAAAUUGCUCAUUAGGCAAUGAAGUGUAUAACAUUGCACCUGGUGAAAACAAACACCCUGUUUCAUUAAUGAUGGAUAAAAAUUGUGAAGAGCUUGCAUUUCCUGUACUGUUUCCAAAAGGUAGAUUUGGCUUCACACAUGAACGGACAAUUAAAUUGUCACCAGUAAAAUACUUCAAUGCUAGACUUUUACAUUAUAGUGGAAGGUUUGCAACCAACCCGGAAUACCUUUUCUUUGCCCAGUUUAUAACAGAACAAAAGAAAGUAUCUGACAGUAUUAACAUAGCCAUGAAAAAAAUACAAGGACAACCUGUCACUGCAUCUGAAAUAAAAUCAAAUGUAAAUAAAUUAAAAGGGCUGAUUUGUCAAGACCAAGCAUAUUUAUUUUUAAGACAGAUUCCAGGUACACCACCAUAUUGGCAAAAAUUUAUGUAUGAAGUAGUAGCAAUGGUGAAACAAUUAGGCAUCCCAACAUGGUUUAUGACAUUGUCAUGUGCUGAUCUUAGAUGGACAGAAUUAUUUCAAAUUAUUGCUAAAACACAAGGUAAUGACAUCACAGAUGAGGAAAUUCAGGCUUUAUCUUACAACGAUAGAUGUUCAAUGUUGAAUCUUAAUCCUGUUGUUGUUGCAAAACACUUCCAACAUAGAGUUGAAACUUUCUUCACUGAAGUUUUACUUCGUGCAAAUAACCCAAUUGGCAAAAUAAUGUACUAUGCACUUCGUAUUGAGUUCCAAAUGAGAGGAUCACCUCAUUUACAUGCUUUAAUCUGGACCUCUGAUUGCCCUAAGUUAACCUCUGAUAGCAAGGAGGCUUAUAUACAAUUCAUUGAUAAUCAUGUACAUGCCAACCUUCCAGAUAAAAACAUAGAACCAGAGUUACAUGAGUUAGUCAAAACAUAUCAAAAACACAAUCACUCCAAAACUUGCAGAAAAUACAAAAAUGUUAGUUGCAGAUUUAAUUUUGGGCAAUUCUUCACAAACAGAACAAUUGUAGCAGAACCUCUGAGUGAUGAAUUAGAUGAACAAGCGAAAACUAACCUGCUUGAAAGACGAAUGCAAAUCUUAAGUCCAGUCAAACAAAAAAUUGAUGAAGUUCUUAACCCAUCCAAAACAACUUAUGAUGCCUCAUUAAGUGACUCAGAUAUUUUAAAGUCUUUGGAUAUCACUGAAGAGCAAUAUUACUGGGCAUUAUCUAUUUCCCCUGAUUCAGACUUUGAGCUACAUCUUAAAAGACCUGUAGAUAGCUGUUUUAUUAAUAAUUAUUUUGUUGCUGGUAUGAAGGGCUUUGCAGCAAAUGUUGACUUGCAACCUGUAUUCAAUCAUUAUAAAUGUAUAACAUAUGUAUGCUCGUACUUUACUAAAGAUGAGACUGAAUGUUCACAAGCUAUUAUGAAUGCAGCAAAAGAGGCAAAAGCUGCCAAUAUGAGCAUUAGAGAAGGCUUGAAAAAAGUUGGUGCUGCCUUUCUAUCCACCAGAGAAGUGAGCUCACAAGAAUGUGUUUACCGAGCAAUGCCUGAACUUUGGUUGAGGAAAAUAUUUCCAAGAACAGUAUUUGUCAACACAAAUCUCCCAGAACAGAGGGUCCGGAUGACUAAAACUCAGGAAGAACUUGAUGAUCUAGAUGAUGAUAGUACAGAUAUAUUUAAAUCAAAUAUUGUUGAACGUUAUGUCAUUAGACCAACAUCUAUAGCUCUAGUUGAUAGCAUGUGCCUUGCAGAAUUUGCAGCAUACUAUUACAAAGAUUAUAAACUAGACUGUGAAACACAAGAUGGCCAGCCAGAUAUCUUAACAGAUGACAUAAUUGAAAACCAAAGUACAAUCACCAAUAGAGUACAAGCUCUACCAAAAACAAUCAAAUUGCUUAACAAAAAUGAGUACAUGAAACGUCGAAAAGUGAAAGCUGUGUUAAGAUACCAUACACCAAAUAAAAAGAAACAACCAGAAUUAUACUUCCAUCACCUACUUAUGCUAUAUUACCCAUGGCGACAUGAAAAUAAUUUGUUGGCUUCCAACCAAACAUAUACAUCCAAAUUUUAUGAAGCAGAUGUUCAAAAAAUUGUACAACUCAACAGAUCAAUAUUUGAACCUGAUGCAGAUGCCAUUAGCGAAGCAUUUGACAUACUUAAAGCUAACCAAGGCAACCUUGGUCAAUCAUUUGAUGCACUUAAUGAUCAGGAAAAUGCAGAUGUACAAGAUGAGAUGCCAGAUGAUGUAAACCAAGAUGAAUUGUUCAAUGAACAGUUACCAUCACAUCUUGAUCCAGCACAAUGUAAUAAUGAAUCCACACCUGGAGCUAUUGCAACUUAUCACCAACCAACAGAAAUCUCUGAUGAUCUAUUACGUCAAAAUAUCAGAUCACUAAACAAACAACAACGUCUUGCAUAUGAUACAUUCCUCACAUGGUGUCGCAAUAAAAUGAAGAACUUGAACAGUCUAAAACCAGUUGACAUAGAUCCAAUCUAUCUGUUCUUGACUGGAGGUGGUGGUGCCGGAAAAAGUCAUGUCAUUAAAACAAUAUACCAUACAGCAGUUAAGACGUUUAGACACCCUCCUGUUAACCCUGAGUUACCAACUGUAUUGCUAAUGGCACCCACAGGUGUAGCUGCAAUAAAUAUUGAUGGAACAACAAUUAAUACUGGUCUUGCUAUUCCUAAAGAAGCUGGUGAUAUUGUACCACCAUUGUCUGACCAAAGAAAGACCCAAUUAAGAUUAACAUUGUCAGAGUUAAAGCUUAUUGUUGUUGAUGAAAUUUCUAUGGAAUCUCUAUCAUAG